AUGACUCAACAGGCUCAGCUGCCAAGGUUUCUGGCCAGUCCUCACCUGGCCGUGGUGGCAGCCAAUGUAUCUUGUGGUGCGCCCAGGGAUGGUGCCCAGGGAGGUCCGGACGCAGUAAUAGAUUCCGGUGUCUUCAACGAGAUACAGUCCAAGUCAAACAUCGAGAUCAGCUUUGAUGAGCACACUGCGCCCUACUCGCAGUCUGAUCAUAUCAUCGAUGAUGAUUUCCAGGGCAUGAAGAAACCCCGUGCGGUGAGCAGGGCUACCAAGCGGAUCAGUGAGCUCGUGUAUAACCAGGCACGGGAAGGGAAGUUUGUUCUUACAUUAGGUGGCGAUCAUUCAAUCGGGAUUGGUACCAUCUCCGGCGUUGCUAAAGCCAUCCACGAAAGACAUUCGGGUCGCGAGAUUGGCGUGCUAUGGAUCGACGCGCACGCUGAUAUCAACACACCGGAGACGAGUCAUAGCGGUAGGAUUCAUGGAAUGCCCGUCGCUUUUGUUUCUGGUCUUGUCAGAAUGAAAGAGAGCGGUAUUUUUGAUUGGAUUGGGGAAAGCAAUCUCAUCAAUCUGCACAGGUUUGUAUAUGUUGGUCUUCGGGAUGUUGAUGACGCCGAGAAGGACAUCAUUGCGAAGCAUGGGGUCAGGGCUUUUUAUAUCGAUGAUGUUAGGGAACACGGUAUUCAUAAGGUCAUGGACUCAGCGCUGGAAUACCUCGGUAAUGAGACACCGUUGCAUGUUUCAUUUGAUAUCGAUUCUUUAGACCCAGAAUGGGCCCCAUCUACAGGAUUCCCCGUUGCUCCAGGGUUGACACGAGACGAGGGUGUUUAUAUCGUGCAACGCCUCUCCAAUGCAGGAAGCUUGGUUGCUAUGGAUUUGGUUGAAAUCAAUCCACAGAUUGAGCCAUCAAAAUUAGAUGUGACGGUAGAAUCUGGAUGCUGGGUCAUCAAAAAUGCACUUGGAAUGCGGUAG
This is a messenger RNA of Aspergillus bombycis, 966 nucleotides long. RefSeq names its product arginase. Bases 1 to 966 code for a protein of 321 amino acids. NCBI's taxonomy places the organism in Eukaryota, Fungi, Ascomycota, Eurotiomycetes, Eurotiales, Aspergillaceae. Gene Ontology annotation, molecular function: arginase activity; manganese ion binding. The record is from RefSeq and is a predicted model, not a curated record. The transcript has 3 exons. Gene Ontology annotation, cellular component: cytosol; cytoplasm; nucleus.